Ostertagia ostertagi is the source of this 294-nucleotide messenger RNA. Lineage: Eukaryota; Metazoa; Nematoda; Chromadorea; Rhabditida; Trichostrongylidae. The record is from the annotation of a GenBank genome assembly.
AUGGGUGACACGGUAGCGUUGCUCGGACAAGAUGUUGAUCUAACCUGUAAGGUGGAUAACCUUGGACGACAUAUGGUGGCCUUUGUCAGGUCAAGUACGCCACCACGACUGAUUUCGUUUGAUGAGAAAAUAUUUCGCCAAAAGGAUAAAUACGAGCUGAAGUCGAAAAUGGGCCCAUUGAACAACGAGUGGGUGCUGACGAUUAAAAAUGUUCAGGAAGACGAUCGUGGCAACUAUUCGUGUCAGGUGAACGCAGACCCCGUCUUGACCGCAACAGCAGAAUUAGACAUCAAA